UCUUUAUUUAUUUAUAUGAAAAAUUCGAAGCAGUUUUGUUUUGAUACUCAAUCCUGUUAAGAAUAUAUAAGUAAUCAGUUAUUGAUUGUUGAAGAUUUGAAAAUCAUUUAGAAACAUGGUAGUAGACAAAUCUACCACCACUAAUGCCUUAGAGCAGUUUGUCGUUUUAGCUAAAUCGGCAAAAGGGGCUGCCUGUGUCGAAUUAGUCAAACAAGCCCUAGAAGCCCCAGGAGUUUAUGUUUUUGGAGAGCUUUUGGACAGUCCCAAUGUUGCAGAUCUGUUAAACACACACAAAAUUUAUUUAAGUACUUUGAAUUUGUUUGCCUAUGGUACAUACAAAGACUAUUUGGCAAAUCCCCAGGAUUUUAUGCAGCUAUCCCCUGCUCAGAAAAAGAAGUUGCAACAUCUUACCAUUGUUACCCUUGCCACCAAGUCUAAGUGCAUUCCCUAUGACGUUCUGCUUAAGGAAUUAGAAAUAAAAAAUGUAAGAGAUUUAGAAGACUUAAUAAUAGAGGCAAUUUAUGCAGAUAUAAUCCAUGGAAAGCUAGACCAAAAAAACAGUCAACUAGAAGUGGACUAUGCCAUUGGCCGAGAUAUAAGGCCAGAAGAUAUAAAUACUAUUGUUAAUUGUUUGCAAGAUUGGUCUUCUGCUUGUGACAAGGUUUUACACUGUGUGGAAAGUCAGAUCUGUAGGGCCAAUUCUGAGAAGAGUUCCGCUAUGUUAAGGCAGUUGGAGAUUGAGCAAGAAAUAGUCAAUAUAAAGAAAACAUUAAAAACACAACUUCAGGAAAGGUCAGACGGGACAGAUGAACUUAUGGUGGUUGAUAGUAGAGAAGCGGCUUCUAGUGGUGAUAAAGGGAAAAAGGGACAGAAAGUUGCCAAAGGUUUAAAGAUUCUUCGUUAAAAUUAGACGACUAUCAUUCAUGAGAUCACCCACGCUAUGUUUUUGUUUUUAAUUUUAGUAUGCUGUACUUUUUAUAAAUUAGUUUUCACUAAAUAAAUCACGCAUUGUAGAA
This is a messenger RNA of Anthonomus grandis grandis, 1016 nucleotides long. RefSeq names its product COP9 signalosome complex subunit 7b (gene CSN7). The transcript is spliced from 6 exons. Gene Ontology annotation, cellular component: COP9 signalosome. The record is from RefSeq and is a predicted model, not a curated record. NCBI's taxonomy places the organism in Eukaryota, Metazoa, Arthropoda, Insecta, Coleoptera, Curculionidae. Gene Ontology annotation, biological process: COP9 signalosome assembly. Bases 116 to 904 code for a protein of 262 amino acids.